Loxodonta africana (African savanna elephant) is the source of this 8220-nucleotide messenger RNA. It is a transcript of the gene DROSHA, whose product is annotated as drosha ribonuclease III. The transcript is spliced from 33 exons. Gene Ontology annotation, cellular component: nucleus; microprocessor complex. Gene Ontology annotation, molecular function: ribonuclease III activity; RNA binding. Bases 3950 to 8101 code for a protein of 1383 amino acids. The record is from RefSeq and is a predicted model, not a curated record. Gene Ontology annotation, biological process: primary miRNA processing; rRNA processing; pre-miRNA processing. NCBI's taxonomy places the organism in Eukaryota, Metazoa, Chordata, Mammalia, Proboscidea, Elephantidae.
UCCCUUGGCCCAGCUUGCUCAGGGUUGGUAUUUAAUUCCGUCGGUUUCCUGUUCCGGAGGCGCGGCGGUCACACCGCCUUGGCGGCUGCAGUGUAACAGUGGCAUUUAUCAGACGGCGACCCUGCGGCCCGAGAGCCUUUUGUAGGUAAAAGGGGUGCCUUGUGGGUGUUGGAAGAGGGCGUGUUUCUGAGUGUCCAGAUUAAAACGGGGCCAGAGUCCCCGGCUGGGGAAGAAAGGCGCCUGGAAGUUGGGGUCUGACAGCACCUCUUUAGGUGUGUAGUGAGGGCCACAAAGCAACCCGAGGCCCGGAUCUCACAUAUGAAUGGAAGUGAACUAUGAGAGCUUUCAUUCAUUUAUGGACCGCAGGCUGUGGGCCAGGCCUGGGGUCGCCCGGGUCUUGGCGGGGAGCGGGACUUGAGCCCCGCGCUUUGCCUCUUGGGGUUCCCAGUCUGGCGGGAGAUUGCAAAUAGGGAAACUCGAGUUACCGAGCAGCGGGGUGAAAAUGACCAGCCUGAUGGUUCAGCUGGGAAACAGAAAUUUCUUAAGGAAAUAUAGUCACCCUUUGCAACUUUUUUUUUUUUUAAUCUAGAGUAAUGUUCUUAGACGUGUUAACUAUUCAAAACACCUCCCUCAGUUCCCUGCUUGCGAACAGCAACCCAAGAGUAGGCAGAUGCAGAAAAUAUUGACUUUUCCACUUGCAGGGAAUUCCUUGACUUUUGAGUUAAUAUUUGCACAGGACUGGACAGUGUUUCGUUCUGUUGUACAUACAGUCGCUAUGAUUCGGAACCGACUUGACUGCACCUAACAACAACAGUAAAGAAUGUCUGCACCUCCAGUGCUGCAUCGGUUUGUUCAAACAUCUCAGUUAAUUCCUGGAGCCAUGUUUUUUGCCAGUGCCUUCAGUGCAGUUUGGACCUUUUCCUUCGGUACUGUUAGUUCUUGAUCAUGUGCUACCUCCCGAAAUGGUUGAACAUUUCCUUUUGGUACAGUGACUUGUAUUCCUUCUGUUUUCUUUUGAUACUUCCUGUGUUGUUCAUUUUUUCGCUAGAAUCCUUCAGUACUGCAACUCGAGACUUGAAUUUUUCUUCAGUUCUUUCAGCUUGAGAAAUGCCAAUCAUGUUCUUUCUUUUUGGUUUUCUAACUCCAAGUCUUUGGGUAUUUCAUUAUACUUUAUUUUGUGUUUCCAGCUGCCCUUUGAAACCUGUUCAGCUCUUUUAUGUCAUCAUUUCUUCAGUUUCAGAGUCUCUUUUAACAUCCAUUUUGGUCUUUUCUUUCUUUCCUGUCUUUUUAAUAACCUUUUGUUUUCUUCAUGUUCGAUGUCCUUGUCAUCCCACAAUUCGUCUGGUCUUCGGUCAUGAGUGUUCAGUGUGUCAAAUCUACUCUGGACAUGGUCUCUAAAUUCAGGUGGGAUAUACCGCAGGUCAUAUUUUGGCUCUCAUGGACUUGUUUUAAUUUUCUUCAGCUUCAGCUUCUAUUUGUAGAUGAGCAAUUGAUGUGUUCCGCCUUCUUCUGACUCAUGAUAUUGAGCUUUUCCAUCGUCUCUUUCCAUAGAUGUAGUUGAGUUGAUUCCUCUGCAUUCCACCCAGCAAGCUCCAGUAUAGUUGCUGUUUAUGUUGUUUAAAAAAGGUACUUGCAAUAAAGUUGUUGGUCUUAAAAAAUUCUAUCAUGUGAUCUCUGGUGUUGUUUCUAUCACCUAGGCUAUGUUUUCCAACUACCAAUUCUUAUUGUCCAACUUUCACAUUCCAGUCACCUGUAAUUAUCAGUGUAUCUUGAUUGCAUGUUUGAUCAAUUUCAGACUGCAAAAGUUGGUAAAAAUCUUCAAUUUCUUCAUCUCUGGCCUUAGUGGUUGGUGUGUAAAUUUGAAUAAUAGUCGUAUUAACUGAUCUUCCUUGUAGGCAUGUGGAUAUCUUCCUAUCACUGACAGCGUUGUACUUUAGGGUACAUCUUGAAAUAUUCUGUUUGAUGAUAAAUGCGACACUAUUCUUCUUCAAGUUGUCAUUCCUGGCAUGGUAAUGCAUAUGAUUAUUCAGAUCAAAAUGGCCAAUAUCAGUCAAUUUCAGCUCGGGAAUGCCUAUGAUAUUGAUCUUUGUGUGUUCCAAUUAAUUUUUGAUGACUUACAAUUUUCUUAGAUUCAUACUUUGUAAAUUCCACAUUCUGAUUAUUAUUGGAUAUUUGCAGCUGUUUCUUCUCAUUUUGAGAUAUGCCACAUCGGCAAAUGAAGGUCCCAGAAGUUUUACUCCCAUCCCUGUCAUUAAGGGCGAUUCUACUUUGAGUGGCAGCUCUUCCCCAGUUGUGUUUUGAGUGCCUUCCAACCUCAGGGGUUCAUCUUCUGGCAUUGUAUCAGACAGUGUUCCGCUACUGUUCAUAAGGUUUUUACUGGCCAGUCUUUUCAGAAGUAGAUUGUAAGAUCCUUCUUCCUAUCUUUCUUAGUUUGGAAGUUCUGCUGAAACUUGUCCACCAUGGGUGACCCUGCUGGUAUUUGAAACACUGGUGGCAUAGCUUCCAGCAUCACAGCAACAUGCAAGCCACUACGGUACAACAAGCUGACAGAUGAGUGACGGUGGCAGUUUGUAGCACACUUAUAUGUGUGUUUUAUUCUUUUUGUCCCUUAGAGUUUAUAUCACUGUGGAAGAUGUGAAUAUCCAGGCAGUACAUCAUGAUGCAAGGCAAUACAUGGUGAGUAAUGGCAGUAGCUUGAAAGAAUGCAGAGAGGAGCAAACGCUGGAGCUGAGCCAUAGUAGGUUGAAUGGAUUUGAACAUGUGCGGAGCAAGGGAAAUGUGUUCAUUCUUUCAGCAAUGGGCCAUGUACAUGGCUAGGAACCCAACCAGACUAGUUAAUGAGAUAUCCUGGAUCCCUGCCCUGACAGGACUUGCAGUCCUGAGGUGCAGCCUGACUUUAAAGAUAGAAUUACAUAAUUAGUUGGUAGAUUCCAUUAUUGUAGGAAUUCUGAGAAGAAGUAGAGUAUCUUGAGAGCAGGGAAGGCCUUGAGGGCAUUGAUGGUAGUUGUGGAAAGGCCAGCAAAGAUGUUAUUGUAGUAGCCAGAUAAGAGAUGGUGGUGUGAAAUGAAUGAAUUCAAAAAAUACUUACGAAGGAGAAAAAAAACAGGAAUUUAAAAAUAAUUAACUAAAGAAGGUAAGGGAGGAAGAGUUGUCAGUUGUAUGACUUGAGGACCUGGGUGAAACAUGGUAUCAUUCAUUGAGAUAGGUAAAGUAGAAAAGGAACAAGUGUUGUCUUGGAGGGGAAGGUCAUUCCUUUCAGGAUAUGUUAGGUUGAAUUUGGGAGUUGGUGAGACAUUGAAGGAGAGGUCUAGUAGCAGUUGCCAACGUGGAUCUGGAGCUUAAAAACUGACAGGUAGAGAUGUCACUUCGGGGAGUUACUGACAGAUGGGUGGCAAUUGAAGCAACUCAAGUGGAUAGGGUCACCCUGCGUGAGAGAGUGAGCUUAGUGCCUAGGCUGGACCCCUGAGGAGUACCAAAUGUUUGAAGGCCCCAUAUCAGUUGGAGGAGCUGGCAUAGGAUACUGCCAGGAGAAACAGCCAGAGAAAUAGAGGACACGGGAUGGUAUUUCAUCAGGAAGUCAAAGAAGAGUGCUCAAGAGAGAAGGGUCGGUUGGACAGAAUGCUGGGUGAGGCAAAUGGUUCAGCACUCAACUACUGAAAGGUUGGUGGUUCAAACUGACCCAGAGGUGCCUCAGAAGACAGGCUGGUGAUCUGCUUCCGAAAGGUCACAGCCUUAGAAACCCUGCGGAGCAAUUCUACAGUGAACACGUGGAGUUGCCGUGAGUCAGAAUCUAAUUGGUAGCAACUAACAACAGGUUUGUAGAAUUGGUAAAGCAAGUUGAGAGAGUUCUUUUCUGAUGGUUUUUGUGUUUGCCGUUUGACAGGAGACAAGAUUAUUUGUUGAAAGUGAAAAGGGAACAGGAUCUUGAGAAGGGUGCUGAAGCCAUAGGAUGUCAUUCCACCCAGGACGAGGGUGUCCCAGAGGGCGAGGAGGACAUGGAGCCAGACCCUCAGCGCCCGCCUUCAGGCCGCAAAAUCUGAGACUGCUUCACCCUCAGCAGCCUCCUGUGCAAUAUCAAUAUGAACCGCCAAGUGCUCCCUCCACCACUUUCUCAAACUCUCCAGCCCCCAAUUUCCUGCCUCCACGCCCAGACUUCGUACCCUUCCCCCCGCCCAUUCCUCCAUCAGCGCAAGGCCCUCUUCCUCCCUGCCCAAUCAGGCCCCCGUUCCCCAACCACCAGAUGAGGCACCCUUUCCCCGUGCCUCCCUGCUUUCCUCCCAUGCCGCCCCCGAUGCCCUGUCCCAAUAACGCCCCCGUCCCUGGAGCACCUCCUGGACAAAACACUUUCCCCUUCAUGAUGCCACCUCCUUCCAUGCCUCACCCUCCACCCCCGCCAGUCAUGCCACAACAGGUUAAUUAUCAGUACCCUCCAGGAUACUCACACCACAAUUUCCCACCUCCCAGUUUCAAUAGUUUCCAGAACAACACCAGUUCUUUCCCCCCCAGUGCUAGUAACAGCAAUAGCCCUCAUUUUAGGCAUCUCCCUCCAUACCCCCUAACAAAGGCCCCCAGUGAGAGAAGGUCCCCAGAAAGGCUCAAGCACUACGACGAUCACAGGCACCGAGACCACAGUCACGGGCGCGGCGAGAGGCAUCGGUCGCUGGAUCGGCGGGAGCGAGGCCGCAGUCCUGACAGGAGAAGACAAGACAGCCGCUACAGGUCAGACUACGACCGAGGAAGAACGCCCUCUCGCCACCGAAGCUAUGAGCGGAGCAGAGAGCGGGAACGGGAGAGACACAGGCACCGGGACAGCCGAAGGUCACCAUCCUUGGAAAGACCCUACAAAAAAGAGUAUAAGAGAUCUGGAAGGAGUUAUGGUUUACCAGUUGUUCCUGACCCUGGAUGCGCACCAGAAUUACCUGGGGAGAUUCCUAAAAAUAUAGAUUCUUGGGCCCCAUCCCCGGAGACUAUGAAUCAUCGUUCCCCAAGUAGGGAGAAGAAGAGAACUCGCUGGGAGGAUGAAAAAGACAAAUGGAGUGAUAGCCAGAGCUCUGGCAAAGAGAAGACCUAUACCUCCAUCAAGGAGAAAGAGCCAGAGGAGCCACUGCCUGACAAAAAUGAGGAGGAGGACGAAGAACUCCUUAAACCUGUGUGGAUUCGAUGUACCCAUUCAGAAAACUACUACUCCAGUGACCCCAUGGAUCAGGUGGGGGAUUCCACUGUAGUUGGAACAAGUAGGCUCCGGGACUUAUAUGACAAAUUUGAAGAGGAGUUGGGGAGCAGGCAAGAAAAGGCCAAAGCAGCCAGACCGCCAUGGGAGCCUCCCAAGACGAAGCUGGAUGAAGAUUUAGAGAGUUCCAGUGAAUCGGAAUGUGAGUCCGACGAGGACAGCACCUGUUCUAGCAGCUCAGACUCUGAAGUUUUUGACGUCAUUGCAGAAAUCAAACGCAAAAAGGCCCACCCUGACAGACUCCACGAUGAACUUUGGUACAACGACCCAGGCCAGAUGAAUGACGGACCACUCUGCAAAUGCAGCGCGAAAGCCCGGCGCACAGGAAUUAGGCACAGCAUUUACCCCGGAGAAGAGGCCAUCAAACCCUGUCGUCCUAUGACCAACAAUGCUGGUAGACUUUUCCACUAUCGGAUUACAGUCUCCCCUCCCACAAACUUUUUAACCGACAGGCCUACUGUUAUAGAGUAUGAUGAUCAUGAGUAUAUCUUUGAAGGGUUUUCUAUGUUUGCACAUGCGCCCCUGACCAAUAUUCCACUGUGUAAAGUAAUUAGAUUCAACAUAGACUACACCAUUCAUUUCAUUGAAGAGAUGAUGCCUGAGAAUUUUUGUGUGAGAGGACUUGAGCUCUUUUCAUUGUUUCUAUUCAGAGAUAUUUUGGAAUUGUAUGACUGGAAUCUUAAAGGUCCUUUGUUUGAAGACAGUCCUCCCUGCUGCCCAAGAUUUCAUUUCAUGCCACGUUUUGUAAGAUUUCUUCCAGAUGGAGGCAAGGAGGUGCUGUCCAUGCACCAGAUUCUUCUUUACCUACUGCGGUGCAGCAAAGCCCUGGUCCCGGAGGAGGAGAUCGCCAACAUGCUUCAGUGGGAAGAGCUGGAGUGGCAGAAGUACGCAGAGGAGUGCAAAGGCAUGAUCGUUACCAACCCCGGAACGAAACCAAGCUCUGUCCGCAUUGAUCAACUGGAUCGUGAACAGUUCAACCCCGAUGUGAUUACUUUUCCAAUAAUCGUUCACUUUGGGAUACGCCCUGCACAGUUGAGUUAUGCAGGAGACCCACAGUACCAGAAGUUGUGGAAGAGUUACGUAAAGCUUCGACACCUCCUGGCAAAUAGUCCCAAAGUUAAACAAACUGACAAACAGAAGCUGGCCCAGAGGGAGGAAGCACUCCAAAAAAUACGGCAGAAGAAUACAAUGAGGAGAGAAGUAACAGUGGAGCUAAGUAGCCAAGGAUUCUGGAAAACUGGCAUCCGUUCCGAUGUCUGUCAGCAUGCAAUGAUGUUGCCUGUUUUGACCCAUCAUAUCCGCUAUCAUCAGUGCCUAAUGCAUCUGGACAAGUUGAUAGGAUAUACUUUCCAAGAUCGUUGUCUGUUACAGCUGGCCAUGACUCACCCGAGCCAUCACUUAAAUUUUGGGAUGAAUCCUGAUCACGCCAGGAAUUCUUUGUCUAACUGUGGGAUCCGGCAGCCCAAAUAUGGAGACAGAAAGGUUCAUCACAUGCACAUGCGGAAAAAAGGAAUUAACACCUUAAUAAAUAUUAUGUCACGCCUUGGCCAAGAUGACCCAACUCCUUCAAGGAUUAACCACAAUGAACGGUUGGAGUUCCUGGGUGAUGCUGUUGUUGAAUUUCUGACCAGUGUCCAUUUGUACUAUUUGUUUCCUAGCCUGGAGGAAGGAGGAUUAGCAACCUAUCGGACUGCCAUCGUCCAGAAUCAACACCUUGCCAUGCUAGCAAAGAAACUUGAACUGGACCGAUUUAUGCUUUAUGCUCACGGACCUGACCUUUGUAGAGAAUCAGACCUCCGACAUGCAAUGGCUAAUUGUUUUGAAGCCUUGAUAGGAGCUGUUUACUUGGAGGGAAGCCUGGAGGAAGCCAAGCAGUUAUUUGGACGCUUACUCUUUAAUGAUCCGUACUCUCGAGUGUGUGAAAUGGCUCCCUCCGGCAUUAAGGGCAUCUCCAUUUUCCAGGACCUGCGAGAAGUCUGGCUCAAUUACCCUCUCCACCCACUCCAACUACAAGAACCAAAUACUGAUCGACAACUUAUUGAGACUUCUCCAGUUCUACAGAAACUUACUGAGUUUGAAGAAGCAAUUGGAGUAAUUUUUACUCACGUUCGACUUCUGGCACGAGCAUUCACAUUGAGAACUGUAGGAUUUAACCAUCUGACCCUAGGGCACAAUCAGAGGAUGGAAUUCCUAGGUGAUUCCAUAAUGCAACUGGUCGCUACAGAGUACUUGUUCAUUCAUUUCCCAGACCACCAUGAGGGGCACUUAACUUUGUUGCGAAGCUCUUUGGUGAAUAACAGGACCCAAGCCAAGGUAGCGGAGGAACUUGGCAUGCAGGAAUACGCCAUAACCAACGACAAAACCAAGAGGCCUGUGGCCCUGAGGACCAAGACCUUGGCGGACCUUUUGGAGUCAUUUAUUGCAGCACUGUACAUUGAUAAGGAUUUGGAGUAUGUUCAUACUUUCAUGAAUGUCUGUUUCUUUCCACGAUUAAAAGAGUUCAUUUUGAAUCAGGAUUGGAAUGACCCCAAAUCCCAGCUUCAGCAGUGUUGUUUGACACUUAGGACAGAAGGAAAAGAGCCAGACAUUCCUCUGUACAAGACUCUGCAGACAGUGGGGCCAUCCCAUGCCAGAACCUACACUGUGGCUGUUUAUUUCAAGGGAGAAAGAAUAGGCUGUGGGAAAGGACCAAGUAUUCAGCAAGCGGAGAUGGGAGCAGCAAUGGAUGCACUUGAAAAAUAUAACUUUCCCCAGAUGGCCCAUCAGAAGCGGUUCAUCGAACGAAAAUACAGACAAGAGUUAAAAGAAAUGAGGUGGGAAAGAGAACAUCAAGAGAGAGAACCAGAUGAGACUGAAGACAUAAAGAAAUAAAGAAGGCCAUGGAAGUGGCGACGUAUUUACUUGCUUAAUAACUGUGACUGUUGCCUGUUGAGACCUAGCCUAGUUUUCCUACAGACGGUGAAUGAAGUGUGCCCGUUGAAAUAAAACAC